GGCCCGGCACUCGGCGCCGCCGCCAACUUCGGCCGGGAGCCGCGCUCGGUGCCGCGGGGAGCGCAGCGCCGGCAGCGAGCCCCGCUCCCCUCUGGCCGCCGGCGGGGGCUCGGCCCGGCCCGCGACCCCCGGGCAGGUGCGUCCCCUCGCGGUGCCGCCGAGCGGGGCGCGGAGCCCCGAGCCCGCCGCGGGCGCCGCUCACCUGCGCCGCCGCCGCCCGGGGCCGCGGCGCCCCGGAGAUGCAGGGCGCCCCGUCCCGGCGGCCGGCUCCGCGGGGGCUGCCCCCGCAGCCCACCAUGACCGGGCCCAGGCUGGCCCUCGCCGCCGCGCUCCUCUGCAGCUGCACCUCGCCGGUGGCCGACGCCAGCUCCUGGUGGUCUUUGGCCAUGAACCCCAUCCAGAGGCCUGAGAUGUACAUCAUCGGCGCCCAGCCGGUGUGCAGCCAGCUGCCGGGGCUGUCUCCCGGGCAGCGCAAGCUCUGCCAGCUCUACCAGGAGCACAUGGUGUUCAUCGGGGAGGGGGCCCGCAGCGCCAUCAAGGAGUGCCAGUACCAGUUUCGGCAGCGGCGGUGGAACUGCAGCACGGUGGACAACACUUCCGUCUUCGGGAGGGUCAUGAAAAUAGGCAGCCGGGAGACGGCGUUCACGUACGCGGUGAGCGCGGCGGGCGUGGUGAACGCCAUCAGCCGCGCGUGCCGCGAGGGCGAGCUGUCCUCGUGCGGCUGCAGCCGCGCCGCGCGCCCCCGCGACCUGCCCCGCGACUGGCUGUGGGGCGGCUGCGGCGACAACGUCGAGUACGGCUACCGCUUCGCCAAGGAGUUCGUGGACGCCAAGGAGAGGGAGAAGAACUACGCCCGCGGCUCGGAGGAGCAGGCGCGCAUGCUGAUGAACCUGCAGAACAACGAGGCUGGCCGCAGGGCCGUGUACAAGCUGGCGGACGUGGCCUGCAAGUGCCACGGCGUGUCGGGCUCGUGCAGCCUCAAGACGUGCUGGCUGCAGCUGGCCGACUUCCGCAAGGUGGGCGACCUGCUCAAGGAGAAGUACGACAGCGCCGCGGCCAUGCGGAUCAGCCGCAAGGGCAAGCUGGAGCUGGUCAACAACCGCUUCAACAUGCCCACCCAGGAGGACCUGGUGUACGUGGACCCCAGCCCGGACUAUUGCCUGCGCAACGAGACCACGGGCUCGCUGGGCACGCAGGGCCGCCUGUGCAACAAGACCUCGGAGGGCAUGGACGGCUGCGAGCUGAUGUGCUGCGGCCGGGGCUACGACCAGUUCAAGAGCGUGCAGGUGGAGCGCUGCCACUGCAAGUUCCACUGGUGCUGCUACGUCAAGUGUAAAAAGUGCACAGAGAUCGUCGACCAGUACGUCUGUAAAUGAGAGGAGCCGCCAAAGCAACAAAUCUAUAUUAUAUAAAUCUAUAUAAAUAUAUUUUAUAUUUGUAUAAAUAAACAGAUGGUGAUAAUAAUUAAAGAAGCUUAUUUAAGAGA
Messenger RNA from Prinia subflava (tawny-flanked prinia), 1486 nucleotides. RefSeq names its product Wnt family member 5B (gene WNT5B). Gene Ontology annotation, molecular function: cytokine activity; frizzled binding. The transcript is spliced from 5 exons. Gene Ontology annotation, biological process: canonical Wnt signaling pathway; multicellular organism development; cell fate commitment. Gene Ontology annotation, cellular component: extracellular region. The coding region runs from base 240 to 1376 and encodes 378 amino acids. Lineage: Eukaryota; Metazoa; Chordata; Aves; Passeriformes; Cisticolidae. The record is from RefSeq and is a predicted model, not a curated record.